Molecule: messenger RNA, 1018 nt
Organism: Callorhinchus milii (elephant shark)
Lineage: Eukaryota; Metazoa; Chordata; Chondrichthyes; Chimaeriformes; Callorhinchidae
Product: interleukin-1 receptor type 2-like
Exons: 7
Coding region: 281-775 (164 amino acids)
Molecular function (GO): interleukin-1, type II, blocking receptor activity
Source: RefSeq, a predicted model, not a curated record
UAAGGCGCUGCAUCAAAUGCAAGGAUUAUUAUUAAUAAUAAUCAGCUGCUCGCUCCCAGGGCCAUGUGAGGUGGGAUCAGCACACGCACAAACACGUGGCUGGCACUGCGGAAUUCCCUGUCCAGCCACACAAGUGAGUAUUUAAGGUUCCUAAAACAAAAUCAGGAAGUAUGUGUUUGGGUGGGAGGCUGCACAGCAAUAUAAAGAGACACUGUCAGCGUGAGAGACUCUGAAUCACAGCUUCUCACAUUGACCAACACUGAGUAACGCAGCCUCAGGAAUGAUCAUCAAACAAAACUCCUCGCUUGGGCCACGAGGUCUGCUUGCCCACUCGCUGGCCCUGCUGAGCUGCCUCCUCAUUACCUGGGUUUCAGGAGAGCUCAGCCAACCUCUCGCUCCGAAAAUCCUUAUCCCACGUCACAAGCUGUUCACAGCUCAACUGGGUCAAUAUCUGGAGGUGCCUUGUCAAGCCCUCACCAGCUUCUCUGACAGUUUCUCCACAAUAAUUUAUUGGCUUGCCAACCAGGAAUUCAUCGAAGAUAAGUUUACAGACAUGAGAGUGAGAGAGAGCAAUGAGAGUUUCCACACUAAAAAUGGACAAAACUUUGUCAAGAGGAACCUGCUUUUCACCCAGAUCAAGUCUGAAGAUUUCCACACCAACUUCACCUGCAUUGUCAUGAACCCAGAGGGCGUCUCAGUGCAAUCUCUCCAUUUAGUGAAACACCAGCUGCCCUGGCCAUCUGCAAGACAGGCGUCUGUUAAAAUGCGAGAAUAAGUGCUCAGAACAACAUCUGUCAGAACAAAGCAAUCAACUGCUGUCAGCAAAGAAAAUAGUCCAUGGUAUGCAGGGACACUCUGCCAAGGCAUAGAAAGAUCACCUUCAACUUGAUCACCCUGAGAGCUUCAUGGUGUAGAGAUUAAAGAGCUCUGGCACUUUCCUGCCUGAGCGGCGCUGUCUAGAUGCUAAUUGUUGUUGUGGUUGUUCAUAAUAAACCGGUGUAUUGUAGAGAUUAAUAAA